Messenger RNA from Lates calcarifer (barramundi perch), 2379 nucleotides. It is a transcript of the gene ndr2, whose product is annotated as nodal-related 2. The coding region runs from base 140 to 1336 and encodes 398 amino acids. The transcript is spliced from 3 exons. Gene Ontology annotation, molecular function: growth factor activity; type I activin receptor binding; cytokine activity. The record is from RefSeq and is a predicted model, not a curated record. Gene Ontology annotation, biological process: SMAD protein signal transduction; BMP signaling pathway. Gene Ontology annotation, cellular component: extracellular region. NCBI's taxonomy places the organism in Eukaryota, Metazoa, Chordata, Actinopteri, Centropomidae.
AGGUAACAAGUCUUGAGGACGCAUGUCAAUUUCCUUUAAUGUUCUCAGCUACUUGUUAAACAUGAAAGGGGGUGGGUGAGGGUAUAUAAGGCACCCCUAAUCUCCCAGUACAGGAAUUUGUCAUUAACCGGCCUAAAACAUGCGCUCAUUGGGAGCUCUGAGUGUCGCGCUGCACGCAUCUCUGCUGGUGCUGCUGGCUCAGGGGAUUCAGAAAUCCAGAGAUGGAGUUUAUAUGAGGCCGCUGCAUCGUCUUUCCGUCAUGGACCGAUCCACCGGGUAUCACCUGCCGACUUACAUGGUGCACCUCUACAGGAAUUUCAAGUCAAACUUUUCCCGGCCGAUGGAUAGUAUGGAGCAAGACGCCGCGAAGCAAGCAGACACAGUGAAGAGUGUGAUGGCUAAAAGUUUGACGUACAGACAUAGGCACUGGGUUGUGACCUUUGACCUCCACACCCUGCUGGCCGACAAACAGAUCCAGGCAGCAGAGCUGAGAAUCAAGCUUCCCCGGACACUGAGCGAUCACAACAUCUCUGUGGAGGUCUAUCACCAGCACGGUCAGGCAUGCCAUACACACAAGAUCUGCCAAGAGCAGCAGCUGGUGGGGCUGCUCACCGAAUCAUCACUGGUCACUUCAUCACAGAGCUGGAAAGUGUUCAACAUGACAAGUCCUCUCUUGGACUGGCUCAGACAAAAAUCGACAGCGAGAAUUCGACACAAAAGAGUGUCAAGGAGGAAGAAGGUGGUAAAGACAAAGAGAGGCCUGUCGCUUCCCGAUCAGCCCAUCUACGCAGCGAGGAGGGAGCAGGAUGUGAGUGAUCGAGCCUUGCUGGUCGUCUUUUCACACACUGGCUCAGAUGAAAACUCAAAGGCCAAAGCAAGCUUACUUCACACAGCUGAACAAUCCAAGUUCUUGUCCCCUGCUGAAAUCAAAAAGGCCCGCUGGCCAAAGAGGCGCAGGAGCAAACGGGGCCAGAGAGAACAAACAGCGAGGAGCCCACAGGUGUCCAAGAGAGGGAGUGAAAAAUCUCUCUGUCGCAGAGUCGACCUGCAUGUAGACUUUAAUCAGAUAGGCUGGGGGUCCUGGAUUAUCUUUCCUAAAAGGUAUAAUGCCUACCGCUGUGAGGGAUCUUGCCCUGGUCCUGUGGGAGAAGACCUAAAUCCUACAAAUCAUGCUUACAUGCAGAGUUUACUGAAACAUUACCACCCUGACAAAGUGGCAUCCCCCUGCUGCGCUCCAACAAAAAUGAGCCCACUGAGCAUGCUGUACUAUGAGAAUGGAGAAAUGCUCCUUCGACAUCACGAAGACAUGAUUGUGGAUGAGUGUGGCUGCCAGUGACAGCUGCAACCAUCUCCAAGCGUGACCCGUGUUGCUGAGCAGCCCAAAAAUGCUGUGCAAAAGCAACUGAUUUCUAGAAAACAAAAGAUAACACUUAGCCAGAAGGGGAAAAAAAGCUCUUUAAUAUUUGUCACUGUACAGUGUUAAGACUGUAGCUGAUUUAUGUGCAGAGAUAUGACUUUAAUUUGUGAUGUGAGCUCUGAUUUGUAAGGAGAAUGUUGUCAUUUUUUUAGAUGUGCUGAAACAUAAAUAUAACAAUAAGGUAGCAUCUUUCUCUCCAGCUGUGUGCAGCUGUCACAAUCUAAUGUAAAAGUUUACUCUCCUUAACUUAUCAAUUUCAUCAAUAUAAACAUGAAAUGGCAAUGUUAUUGAAUAUUCCAGCACUGUUUUAUUGUACACUACCAUUUGUGUAACUGUAAAUUAAUGUAUAUUUAUUGUAAAUAUUAAAAUAAAACAUGUAUUUAUGUACAUUUUGCACAUGGAAUAUGUAUUUUGUUAUUAUUUAUUACUUAUACCAGGUUAUAUACAAAAGAUGGCACUGAUUGUCAGAUUCUUUGACCAGAUAUCUUCUGAAUUAAAACAAUGUUAAUUAGUUCUUGCUGCCAUGUCUUUUGACAGCAUUUAAUGUUUGAGAAUUUUAGUUUCAUUUCUUAAAGUAAGGUAUGGAAAAAGGAUUGUUUUGAUAUGUGAUAUCCAGUCUAACUUUUUCUGAGCUGUCUGGUUUGGUUUAUGCUGUCAUGACAAAAUACAAUCAUAACAUACCCGCAAACAUAUCCACAACACACAGUAUACUGUAGGUCCCUGCUUGAAUCACUGGCACAUUUACCUGGAACCACUGUGUGUAAUUCAAUAGAGCAGCCACACCAAAAGAGGCGGACCAUUCUAGUUUCACAGUGUUUCAACCAUCCAUGGUGAGUCAUGGUCAAAUUCCACUGAUGUUCACUAAUUCAGAAUAAAAGCUCUGUAUAACAGAAGAGAAGGUAUAAAUCCAUCAAUCCCCCAACCUCACCCCACCUAUACACCCUUUUCCCCAUUCUUAUAAG